This is a messenger RNA of Caenorhabditis briggsae, 867 nucleotides long. The record is from RefSeq and is a predicted model, not a curated record. The transcript is spliced from 7 exons. The coding region runs from base 1 to 867 and encodes 288 amino acids. NCBI's taxonomy places the organism in Eukaryota, Metazoa, Nematoda, Chromadorea, Rhabditida, Rhabditidae.
AUGCCCAAUUUUCCGCCCACUGUCUACUAUCGAGAUACCUAUGGAUUCGAUGAUCGACCCAGUGAAUCAGAUAAUGAUAGUAUUACCACAAAAUCAACAGUAACCGUACGAACGACGUACAACAUAAAUCCGGGCGGUGGCGGCGGAAUGGCUAUUAAUCCCACAUAUCAACACAUUCAGAAUCGAAACGGGAAUAAUGGUGAUGCUUCGAAAAUUAUGAACUAUUCACAUGUCUCCAAUUCGUUUCAUGUCGAGCAACUAGUGACAUCAAAAAUUCUGACACCGAAUCCCAGAACAAUAUUGAUAUGUGUGUUGAUUGCAGCAGCCAGUGCAAUCCAAUUGAUGAUCUUCGCAAUGAUCGCAGUUUUCUACGAUGGACCGUUUCCAUGGCCAAUCUUGUUGUGUUUUCUGAUGCUUUGUAACUGUUUGGUCAUUUUUAUUUUCAUUAGAUGUCUACCCACGAGAGGGUGGCUGAUUGCAAGUCUGAUUGCUGCUGCUCUAUCGUUUAUUGAAUGUACGAGUCUAUUCUUUUGGACCGCGCUGCUUAUCAGUGAUGAAGAAAAAUAUCUGGAAAGUGUUGGUGCCAACGAUAACCGGAUUGUAACGAGUACUCGAAUUGCGAUGUAUAUGUGUCAGAUGCUAUUCGCACCUAUUCACUUGAUAGCAUGUGGUUUGAUAAUUUGGAAGCUACGAACUCAACUAUCUCCAUCCGACGAGAUAGUCAAUGGAUACUUUUUGAGUGAACCGGAACUUGGUCAUCAGAAAAUUCUGGUUCCAAUUGAGCUUCGCCAAAUUAGAGAUCAAAGCGAUGAUGAAACGGAAAACGCUUCAAUUGGUGUUCAGACGGGUGGAUCAAGGAAUAAUUGA